GCCCCCGGGCCCGCCCCGCGGCGCAUUGUGGGAUCUGUGCGCCCCACCGGAGCGGGACGCAGCGCUAGGUCAUGGGGAUCCAGCCGAGCCCGGUCUUGCUAGCCUCUCUGGGGGUGGGGCUGCUUUCUCUGCUCGGCCUGGCUCUGGGUACCUACUUGGUUCGAAGAUCCCGCCGGCCGCAGGUUACUCUCCAGGACCCGGAUGAGAAGUAUCUGCUGCGAUUGCUAGACAAGACGACAGUGAGCCACAACACCAGGAGGUUCCGCUUUGCCCUGCCCACCGCCCACCACAUUCUGGGGCUGCCUGUGGGCAAGCAUGUCUACCUCUCUGCCCGAAUUGAUGGCAGCCUGGUCAUCAGGCCUUACACCCCUGUCACCAGUGAUGAAGACCAAGGCUAUGUAGAUCUUGUCAUCAAGGUUUAUCUGAAAGGUGUGCACCCCAAAUUUCCUGAAGGAGGGAAGAUGUCUCAGUACCUGGACAGCCUGAAGAUUGGGGACGUGGUGGAGUUCCGGGGGCCGAGUGGGUUGCUCAGUUACGCUGGGAAAGGGAAUUUUAACAUUCAGCCCAACAAAAAAUCUCCACCUGAACUGCGAGUGGCGAAGAAAUUGGGAAUGAUUGCUGGUGGGACAGGAAUCACCCCAAUGCUGCAGCUGAUCCGGGCCAUCUUGAAAGUCCCCGAAGACCCAACCCAGUGCUUUCUGCUUUUUGCCAACCAGACUGAAAAGGACAUAAUCCUACGGGAGGACCUAGAGGAACUGCAGGCCCAAUAUCCUAAUCGCUUUAAGCUCUGGUUCACUCUGGACUAUCCUCCAGAAGGCUGGACCUACAGCCAGGGCUUUGUUACUGCUGACAUGAUCCAGGAGCACCUGCCUGCCCCAGCAGAAGAUGUGCUGCUACUGCUCUGUGGGCCACCACCUAUGGUACAGCUGGCCUGCCACCCAAACCUGGAUAAGCUGGGCUAUUCACAAAAGAUGCGCUUCACCUACUGACCUACUGAGCAUCGAUCGCACAGCCUCCUGAUCCCGUGUGUGCCGCUCUCCCUAGUCGGUUCUCGAACACUAAGAGGCCUUUGCUGAGAGUGUCAGCCUUUUGUGUCUCAUCCCAGAAUCUGGAUGCUUGCAGAAACAACACUCCUCCAGCUAGGGUGGGUGCAGGUCAAGGCCAAGUCAUUCCCUUGAAGCUUCCUUUAUCCUAAUCUUGUGAUAAAAGGUCCAGAAGAGGCUCAAGGAGCAGUCUCUAGGGCCAGAAAGAAGGAAGUGUGUGCAUUUGCUAUAAGGCUACCUAGUUUCUGAGAACAUUUGUGGUCACCUCCGAGUCUGUGGUGAAAGGAAUGGAAUGGGCAAUACAUUUUGCUCCAUAUUCAGCACUUCAUUCACUACUUAUAUGCGUACAUGUUGAGUGGGCUGUAGACACAGUCCGGCAGAAACUGUAGGAAAGGAAUUAUUUCACGGAAUUCUAAACCUCAGAGAAAGGAGACUGACAUCUCUCUCUCUCUCUCUCUCUCUCUCUCUCUCUCUCUCUGUGUGUGUGUGUGUGUGUGUGUGUGUGUGUGUGUGUGUAUGUAUGUCUCAGGCCCUGCCCAGGCUGGAGUGAAAUGGUUACCCAUAACUUAAGAUUGCUGCUUGUACAAAGAGCGUCUGGCUGUUCAAAUAAAUGGAGCUGAGGC
Apodemus sylvaticus (European woodmouse) is the source of this 1666-nucleotide messenger RNA. RefSeq names its product NADH-cytochrome b5 reductase 1. Gene Ontology annotation, cellular component: mitochondrion. The record is from RefSeq and is a predicted model, not a curated record. Gene Ontology annotation, molecular function: FAD binding; oxidoreductase activity. The coding region runs from base 72 to 989 and encodes 305 amino acids. The transcript has 9 exons. NCBI's taxonomy places the organism in Eukaryota, Metazoa, Chordata, Mammalia, Rodentia, Muridae.